Messenger RNA from Chaetomium fimeti, 1836 nucleotides. RefSeq lists its product as uncharacterized. NCBI's taxonomy places the organism in Eukaryota, Fungi, Ascomycota, Sordariomycetes, Sordariales, Chaetomiaceae. Bases 1 to 1836 code for a protein of 611 amino acids. The record is from RefSeq and is a predicted model, not a curated record. Gene Ontology annotation, biological process: double-strand break repair via nonhomologous end joining. Gene Ontology annotation, cellular component: nucleus. Gene Ontology annotation, molecular function: DNA-directed DNA polymerase activity; DNA binding. The transcript has 2 exons.
AUGGCCCUCAGUUUUCCCGUCAUAUUUCUUCUAUCUGCCAACCUCGGAUCGAAAGAAUUGCAGGACCUCGAGGAACAAAUACCCACACUCACCUACGAUAUCAAUGAAGCCGAGGUUAUUCUGGGCAAGAUCUCCCGCAAGGAGCGGGCGUUGUUCGAACUCAGGAAACACAAGCUCGUCACCGAGGAGAUCCAUUCCUUAGAGCGCUCACCAUCCACACCUACAACCCCUGACCGGAAACGCGCCCGGCUACAGACGCCGGCCCAGGCUAGCUCCGAUAUCGACUCGGACACGGCAUCAGACAACGAAGUCCAGCGGCGCCUGGUAGGGCCAGCCCCUGUCGUACCAACGGUCAAGGUGGUCAAGCUUACCUGGUUUACCGACUCCAUCCAAGGAGGGGAGGUGGUCCCAAUCGACGACUAUGUUGUCUACGAAGGCCGCAAGGUGCCAAAACCGCCCGUGGAAGCGCCGCAGCUCGGGCCGGCAGAGAAGGCAGCAGAAGUCAUACAGCGCGCUCUUGCAGAUGCUGGCAGCACCCUGCUAAGGAGCCCGCGGCCGGGGCCACCGCGAGGAAGAAGGGGCGAGACCUACGUCAGCCACCCCGUCCGGCCCACCCUAGUCCGGCAGAGCACAUCGGAGCAUGAAAUAGAGACGCAGCUACCGCCAAUACCAGAGUACCUUCAUACCACUUAUUCAUGCCAACGUCCGACUCCGAAUCACCCACCAAACGAGGCCUUCAUCGAGGAGCUAGCCAAGAUCAAGACGGCCCGAACAUUGACGGGAGACAAGAUCGGAGUACGGGCGUACUCGAGCGCGAUCGCCACCAUCGCAGCCUACCCCGCCCUCACAGAAGUAGCCAGGCUCCCGGGUUGCGGCAAUAAGAUUGCCCUUCUCUUCCAGGAGUUCCGAGACACCGGUCAGAUCAGGGAAGCGCGCGAGGACGAGUCAGACCCCAAGCUCGCCGUGCUCAAGCUCUUCUACAACAUCUGGGGCGUGGCCGAGACGACGGCGCGGGACUUCUACAACCGCGGCUGGCGCGACCUGGACGACAUCGUCGAGUACGGCUGGGACACGCUCACGCGGGUACAGCAAAUCGGCGUCAAGUACUACGACGAGCUGCAGCUGCCCAUCCCGCGCGCCGAGGUCGAAGCCAUCGCCGGGGUGAUCCUCGCGCACGCCAACCAGGUCCGCGCCGGGUUCGAGAUGGUCAUCGUGGGCGGCUACCGGCGCGGCAAGGCGGCCAGCGGCGACGUCGACGUGGUGCUGAGCCACCGCGACGAGCGCGCCACGCAGGACCUGGUCGGCCGCGUCGUCGUCGGCCUCGAGCGCGCGGGCUACGUCACCCACACCCUCUCGCUCGCCACCACCAACUCGGAGCGCGGCCAGGCGCCCCUCGCCUGGAAGGGCAACGCCCCGCGCCGCGGCAGGGCCGGCGCCGGGUUCGACACCCUCGACAAGGCCCUCGUCGUCUGGCAGGACCCGAACCCGAACCCGGACCUAGACCCAGACCCAGACCCCGCGCGCAACCGCAGCCGCAACCCCAACCCGCACCGCCGCGUCGACAUCAUCGUCAGCCCGUGGAAGACGGCCGGCUGCGCGGUGCUGGGCUGGACGAGCGGGACGACCUUCCAGCGGGACCUGAGGCGGUACUGCAAGCGCGAGCGGCUGCUGAAGUUCGACAGCAGCGGGGUGCGCAGCCGGCGCGACGGCGCGUGGGUCGACCUGGAGAGCGGGCCCGACGGGAAGCCCGCGCCGGAUAUGCUGACGGCGGAGAGGCGGGUGUUUGAGGGGUUGGGGUUGGAGUGGCGGCCGCCGGAGGAGAGGUGUACUGGGUGA